This is a messenger RNA of Cherax quadricarinatus, 1919 nucleotides long. Lineage: Eukaryota; Metazoa; Arthropoda; Malacostraca; Decapoda; Parastacidae. The record is from RefSeq and is a predicted model, not a curated record.
GUAGCACUCCCGCACCCACUACUGCCUCUCCCACACCAGGUAACACUCAACUACUUGAUAUAUUUACUAUUGUAGUGGUGAAGGUAGCACUCCCACACCCACUACUGCCUCUCCCACACCAGGUCGGGAGGAGGGUUAUAUGAGCGCAGGUGGGCGCGGCCUCUUGCCACUCUCCCACACAAUAUAACCUUGCCUACUGCUGCUGCUGCCGCUGCUACCAUCACUAAAACCUGCUUCAACACCUUCACCACUGCUACCACAUCAUCACCGCCUCUACCAUUUAUUUCAAGCCUGGUAGCGUGUAUUCGUGAAGCAAAAUAAGUGCUAAGUGAUUAAAUAAGUGUUUGUGUGUGCCAGGAGUGAGUUGGCUUGUGCAUUGUGAACCUCGGCGAGAGUUUUAAGUGAUAAGUGAAAGUGUACGUAGUGUUGUUAUUAAGUGUAGUGGAUCACUUCCCACCACCAUGACCACCACCUUCGACCCGCACGACAGAGCCAGUUGGUACUUUGGACAGAUGUCAAGGCAGGAUGCGACGGACCUGUUGAUGGGUGAGAGAGAAGGUGGCGUCUUCUUGGUACGAGAUUCUACCACCAUCUUGGGCGACUUUGUCCUCUGUGUAAGAGAAGACAACAAAGUUUCACAUUAUAUAAUAAACAAGAUACAACAAGCUGAACAAGUUCGCUAUCGUAUUGGUGAUCAGAUGUUUCCAGACUUGCCAUCGCUUCUCAAUUUUUAUAAACUGCAUUAUCUAGAUAGCACGCCCCUCAUCCGACCAGCAGUCAAGCGUUGUGAAAAGGUUGUAGCAAAAUAUGACUUUGAAGGCAGUGAUCAAGAUGAUCUGCCAUUCAGAAAAGGAGAAAUAUUAACUAUUGUUAGUAAAGAUGAAGAACAGUGGUGGACAGCCAGAAAUUCCAUGAAUCAGACUGGCUCCAUACCAGUACCCUAUGUUCAGAAGUAUGAAGAAGGAGAGAGUAUUGCCAUGAACUCGACCCCAAACAGAGGUAGCACACAAUCUACUGAAGGUACUCCACGUCCUAAACCAAGUCUUCAGCGAAAAUUACCGGCCUAUGCACGAGUGAAGCAAGCCCGAGUUCCCAAUGCUUAUGAUAAAACUGCUCUUAGACUGGAGGUCGGUGAUGUUAUUAAAGUAACAAAGAUGAACAUCAAUGGGCAGUGGGAAGGUGAACUUAAUGGAAAGGUUGGACACUUCCCCUUUACACACGUAGAGUUCAUUGACAGUGAAAAUUCAGUGGAUGGAGAUCCAAAUUAAGAUGCAUUAAAGAACUGUGUUAGGAUUGUGUAUUCUAGAUUUUUAUUUUCUUAGGAGUAAUGUGAUGUGAGUAUGUAUCUAAAGAAUAAAUGUAAGUGAUACACUGAUAAAGUUGGAUGUGUGAUAUUCUGGGCAUCUUUUUUAUCUAAUGCAAAAUGGUAAUGUCAUAUGUGAUUAAAGUUUUAAAGGUUUGAAUGAAGGAUUAGAUCCUGAUUGGGGGAAAUCAUACUAAUUGCACUCAAUUUUUAUGGAGUUUUAUGAAAACAACAAAAUGCUUAGUAUAUUCAGAAUUUUAUAUAUGACCUAAGUGGUCUAGUUGCUUAAAUAAAAUAUAGGAAAUUUUUUAAUUGCAUGGGUUGAGUUUUAUCAAUAAAGUAUUCAGUCUUUUAUGCACUUUAAUACUUUGGCAGCAAAGGGCAUCACUCUUCCAGUCUCUGCAUCAACUCCUUCAUUAUACUUGUGAUUAGACAAAAAAAAAUUGAUUGGGAGAAAUUAUUGACUUGAUAUUACUCUUUAUGAGUCACACUUUAAUAUAUAGGGAUAAUAAAAUCAAAUAUGUUGCCUUUAAAACAAAUUUUGUUGCACAUAAAUUGCACAAGUCUUUUAAUCAGCAACUCUCCAGAAUAAUUCUGGAAGUUUUCUUCCACAUUU